Lolium perenne is the source of this 504-nucleotide messenger RNA. RefSeq lists its product as uncharacterized. The record is from RefSeq and is a predicted model, not a curated record. Lineage: Eukaryota; Viridiplantae; Streptophyta; Magnoliopsida; Poales; Poaceae.
AUGUACUUACUUAUCUACGCCGAUGAUAUUAUCCUGGUCAGUUCUUCAUCAGCGGCUGAUGCUGCUCUUAUUUCUGCUCUUGGUGCUGAUUUUGCUGUCAAGGAUUUGGGUCAGCUACACUUCUUCUUGGGUAUUGAGGUUGCUCAUCAGUCUACUGGCUUGAAUCUCACUCAGAAGAAGUACUCUCUUGAUCUCUUGCGCCGUGCUGGUAUGCUCAAGUCCAAGAUGUCACCCACGCCGAUGUCCUCCACUGACAAGUUCUCAGCUACUAAUGGUUAUCUGACGAUCACGCGUCCGGACUUGUCCUUCGUCGUCAAUGGGGUGUGCCAGUAUCUGCAUGCUCCUACUGACGUGCACUGGUCUGCUGUUAAACGCAUUUUGCGUUAUACUGAGAAGAUCAUGCUUGGGUCACCUGCUGAGGUUCCCGACGAGGGACCGGCGAAGAAGCUUCGUGGAAAGCCAGCUAACGUCGGCCACUUCAAUGACAACGUAGGGCCUAACUAG